GAAUCUCUAGACCAUAAUCAUCAGCCUUUUGUUAUUAGUUUUUUUUUUAAACUUUAUUAUACUAUUGAAUAAUGACUAGUGAAGUCGUUAGAUUACUGCUCGUUGCCGCUGAAGUAAAUAAGUUAACGUGAGAAGGCGUUCUUACUUACCAGAAAAUUUGUAGAGCAGUACUUAAAAAAAAAGUGAAAAGGUCACACAUGAAGUACACGAAAUAUGGAAAAACUGUUACCAAACCACUCUUGUUAUACAGCAAAUUUAUGUUAACAGGUUUUUGUAUUAACUGCCCUUAACUAUGCCAUUAUUUCCUACCAACUGCCAAUAAAUUCUCUAACCCAAUUUCUACUUGGGUUAGCUCAACAAUGUGCACAAAUAUGUUAAAAACACAUAAUAACAUAAAAGUUAAAAGUCUCAAAAGUCAGGGAAGCAGAUAGAAUCCAACACUCGAAAGUUAUCAGCAAGACAUUAUUCAGUGGUGCAAUGAGAAGGUUUCUGAACACUAAUACUAACCAUUUUGUUGAGAAUGGUGGGACGUUCAAGGAUUAACCUCCAAAGGUUGUCUUUCAGAUCCAAGCCAGAUCACGAGAAGAGGAGUAUCAUCGUUGGCUUGAAGUCUGAUAAUUACAGUAGAGAGAUAUUACUUCGGUUACUAACUGUGGUUGUUAAGCCAGAGGAUAGUGUUUUGGCCAUUCAUGUUCAAGACUCAGAUGAUUCUUUUGAUCCAAACACUUUUCACAUCCAUGAAGAUCUAUGCAAGACCAAGCAGGUUGACUUCCAAGUCAAGGUUUGCAUAGGCGAUUCAUACAUUUCUGUAUUAACCCACCAAGUAAGGCUCACUUACGCCACAAUUCUUGCCCUUGGAUCCAGCAUUUCAGGGCCUAAUGUUUCAGCUCUAAACUAUUGCCUGAAAGCAUUGCCACCAACAUGUACUCUCUUGGUAAUAAACAAUGUAGGAAGAAUCCUACUCCAGAGACCUGGAACAUCCCAACAAGGCUCUCGAAGGGUGCAGCUCCGGCAAUCCUUGUCAUCACCUAGCCACACAGGUAGAACUCAGUCCUCAAUGGUCUCUGACCGUCGCUUACAGAAGUCCUUGACGGCCCCAUCUCCCUCCACAACGACACCAUUUUUGUUACAACAAAGCAAAAGACUAGCUGGAGCACUAUGCAAUAGUGAUGUCAAGACACCGGAUCCUGUUCCCAACUUAAUGGCUCAGAAGCUUUUUCAGAGACUAUCCAUACUCGAGGGAGAGGGUUGCAGCAAGCAUUUCUCAUUAAGCGAUCUUCGUUGGGCUACCAACAAUUUCAACCCCAUAAUGUUGAUUGGAGAAGGUGGUCAAAGCAGAGUUUACAAAGCCAUUUUUGAAGAUGGUCAAACUGCUGCGGUUAAAGUCCUCAAAACGACGACAUGGGCAGCUGAGGAUCUUCUCCGAGAGAUUGAUUUGUUGUCGAGAUUGAAGCAUGAGAACAUAGUUGAGAUAAUUGGGUACUGUGAUUGUGGGGAGUUGCAGGCCCUUGUGUACCAACUCUUGAGAGGAAGCUUGAAACAGAAUUUGAGAAUGUUGGAUUGGAGUCAGAGGAUGAGUGUGGCAGUUGGUGUAGCUAAGGCUCUUAACUAUCUUCAUCAUUCUUGUGACCCUCCCAUCAUUCAUAGAGAUGUUAAGUCUUCUAAUAUCCUCCUCACUGAUGAUUUUGAGCCUCAACUCUCAGAUUUCGGAUCCGCAAUGAUACUUCGUCAUUCUCAUCAAACUUCAUCAAAUGCAAAGCCAGUGUCCGUGGUUGGAACCUUUGGAUACUUGGCCCCAGAGUACAUGAUGUAUGGCAAGGUUGACGAAAAGAUAGAUGUGUACUCAUAUGGAGUUGUGCUCCUUGAACUCAUCACUGGCAAAGAAGCUAUUAAAACAGACAGGGCAACUCAUGAAAGCUUAGUCCUUUGGGCAAGGUCCUUACUCAGCUAUGGCCUUUGUGAUCGUUUAAUUGAUCCUUAUCUACAUGAUGACUACAACAAGGAAGAAAUGAAACUAAUGGUGGUCGCAGCACGCCUAUGCCUUAUGCAUUCAUCCUCUAGAAGGCCUACUAUGAAAACAAUACUACGAUUAUUUGAGGAGCCAGAGUACUGGAUAAGUAUGCAGAGGGAAAGGGACGAGUUCUUGAAUGGUAUUAGUUCCAAGUGUGAAAUAGACCUUUGGAAAAGGGAUGACUCUGUUACUAGUGAUACCGAAGAUGACUAGACAUGUUUGAAAUACUUUUUAGUCAUCUAUAGAAAUGAUUUGAAGAAAAAAGAAAUAAAGUACUAACAGAAACAUUAGACCAUUAACCAAUAUUAGAAAAAUGGUCUGAAACUAAUUGUUUUUGCACUGGAAUGGUAUUAGAGUUAGUAAGCUCCUAAGAAGAAAGGACAUUGUAUGUACAUGGAAUCUAGACUUAGCUUAAGUAAAAAAUCCCAAGUGUUUUUGU
Messenger RNA from Cannabis sativa, 2450 nucleotides. RefSeq names its product probable serine/threonine-protein kinase PBL7. NCBI's taxonomy places the organism in Eukaryota, Viridiplantae, Streptophyta, Magnoliopsida, Rosales, Cannabaceae. The record is from RefSeq and is a predicted model, not a curated record. The transcript is spliced from 6 exons. The coding region runs from base 521 to 2224 and encodes 567 amino acids. Gene Ontology annotation, molecular function: protein kinase activity; ATP binding. Gene Ontology annotation, biological process: protein phosphorylation.